This is a messenger RNA of Cladophialophora immunda, 1714 nucleotides long. Its product is annotated as tryptophan-tRNA ligase. NCBI's taxonomy places the organism in Eukaryota, Fungi, Ascomycota, Eurotiomycetes, Chaetothyriales, Herpotrichiellaceae. The coding region runs from base 199 to 1491 and encodes 430 amino acids. The record is from RefSeq and is a predicted model, not a curated record. The transcript has a single exon. Gene Ontology annotation, biological process: tryptophanyl-tRNA aminoacylation. Gene Ontology annotation, molecular function: tryptophan-tRNA ligase activity; ATP binding. Gene Ontology annotation, cellular component: cytoplasm.
CGAAGACUCACGCAUAGUUACAGGCGAUACACAGACCGACUGCCACAGCAAUUGUUUUCAGACAGCCUCACAACUAACCCCCCACCCCUCGCGCCUUUUGAGGACCCAGUCUCGCCCUUAUCCUUAUUCUCCCACUUCCUGCCCUCGGUCUCCGCUCCUGGGUCUCUCAAAUUCACCCCCUCAACCCCCUUGCCCGCCAUGGCCGAACAAAAAAUCACCCCCUUCGAAGUGUCCGGCGGCGUGGACGAGUCUGGCCACAUAAAGCCAGUAGACUACGACAAAUUGAUCCGCGACUUCGGUGCCACGCCCAUCUCGCCCGAGUUACUCGAGAGAUUCGAAAAAGCGACCGGCAAAAAACCCCACAGAUUCAUGCGCCGCGGAAUAGUGAUCUCCCAUCGCGAAAUGGAAAGAAUCCUGGGCAAGUAUGAGAAAGGCGAAAGAUUUUAUCUAUACACGGGGAGAGGGCCAAGCAGCGACAGCAUGCACGUUGGGCACAGCGUCCCGUUCGAAUUCACGCGCUGGCUACAAGAAGUCUUCGACUGCCCCCUUGUGAUCCAGUUAACAGACGACGAAAAGUUCAUGCACUCCAAAACCAUCAGCAUGGAUGACGCAACCCGGUAUGCAAGAGAAAAUGCCAAAGACAUCAUUGCGUUGGGCUUCGACCCGAAAAAGACGUUCAUCUUCUCGGACUUUGAGUACAUGGGGGGCGCAUUCUAUCGCAAUGUAUGCUUCGCGGCGAAAUGCAUCACGCUCAACCAGAUAAAAGGGGCAUUUGGGUUCAAUGACAGCAACAACAUUGGCGAAUUCCAUUUCCCUGCAACCCAGUCUGCGCCCUCCUUUGCAACCAGUUUCCCACAUAUUUUUGGCACCGACGCAAAAAGCGUCCCCAGGAUCCCUUGCCUAAUCCCUUGUGCGAUUGAUCAAGACCCCUAUUUCCGUGUCUGUCGAGAUAUAGCAGAGAGGAUGAAAUACGAGAAACCAUGCCUCAUACACUCCCGCUUUCUUCCCGCGUUACAGGGUGAAGGCACCAAAAUGUCCGCAAGUGUCGACUCUUCUGCGAUAUUUCUAACCGAUACACCGAAUGCGAUCAAGAAGAAGAUCAACCGUUUCGCAUUCUCUGGCGGGCAGGACACGGCGGAGAAACAACGCGAGCUGGGCGGGAGAACGGAUGUUGACGUACCCUACAAAUACCUCACUUUCUUCCUGGAAGACGAUGAUGAACUAGCGAAGAUCAAGGAACAGUAUGAGAAGGGAGAGAUGAUGACCGGGGAGAUCAAGGCCAUCUGCAUCAAGGAGUUGCAGCAAUACGUGAGCGGUUUCCAGGAGAGGAGGAAAAAGGUGAGCGACGAGGUGGUACAUGACUUUUUCAGCAGAAAAGGGUUGCUUUUUAGAGGGGUCCCAGCGGAUCAGAAGCCGGUGACGACAGGAGCAGCAUCGGAUAAAGGCACAACCAAGGAGAACGGGCCGAAGAAAGAGGUUCCCCUCCGAUGAGAUUCAGAGAGUGGGAAGUUCGACCUCGAUAGACGAUGAGCCUAUCCACGAAAGGGAGCAUAACUUGGAGUUCGAGACUUGAAAAAGAAUGAUGAUUAUGAACUAGAAUAUGAGCCUGGGGAUUUAUCCAUAGGCUGUACUCAUACACAGCGACUAGAGGAAGAGAGCCAACCCCCCAUUGUCUUUUCCGUCCCAUAGUGAAACCUCAGGUGCUGUUUUCCCG